GAGAAGUGCACUGGACAGCAGUUAAGGACGGAACGUGAGGAGCAUCGUUUGCACUUCAAACCGCGAGAAAAGCCUGAGAAAGGAAAGAAUUAUGAGAAGCAAAACCAGCUGAGGAAAGCAGUGCCACGCUUGUGUCCGUAUGGGCACGAAGGAUUUGCGGUGGUACAGAUCACAUCUGAGGGCUGAGAGAUUGGGGGAAGAGCACGAAGACACUGAGAGCUGAGUUCUACGGAUGUAUAUGGGGCUAAUUGCUCCUCUGUACUGAAUAUUUAACAAAGGGAGGCACUGCACAUCCAGGUGGAAGCAGUGAGGAUGCCAAGAGGGACCCAUCCUUGCAAUGAGAGGUCUUAAAUGCAGGAAACUCGUGGGAAAAGGAGGGCUGUGGAGGUAAGGCAGUCAGAAGGGGAAGCGGCCUCCGAAGUAAUGCAAUGCAUUAACACCGACAGCGAGGCGAGGCGAGUGGAAAUUAAACGGCGUUGGUAAAUAAACGUAUGUUAUGAGAGACGCGGGGGUGAGAUGAGGAGAAAGGAACCAAAGCAGCGCUGCCGGGCAGCGGCUCCACCACACAGCGAGCAGCGCUGGCAGGGCGGGCGGCUCUGCCCCCCUCCAUGGGAGCAACGGGGAUGUAUUCCAACCCCCGACCCCACAGCGCUACGGGGAAGGAAAAAGAAAAUCAACAGCAGAAGCCGCGUCUCUUCCCGUUGGAGGGGCCGGGCGGCGCGGAUACCCAGAGGUGCUGUCAGAUGGAAUCGCCUCAGCGCGCCCUGCCCGCUCCCCGCCUCUCCCACCGCACACCGCGGACGCCGAACGCAGCCGGCUGCGCUGCGGGGCCGCGGGCGGGGCAGGGAAUCCCGCUCCCCUCAGCCCGAGGGCUCCCCGCGGCCUGCCGAAGUGCCGCCCCGGCUCUCCCCCGGCUCUGCCCCGCGAGGCCCCGCGCUUCGCACGGCGCUGCCCGGCCCGGCGGGGCCGCGGCUCGGGGCGCGCGAGAAGCCCGGCGCAUGCGCAGCGCCGCGCUCCGGACCCCCAACGGCCGCCACCGACCGCCGCGCUCCCCUCGGCGCAGGGCGGGCGGACUCACCGAGGCGCAGGGGCUGGAGGUGGCGCUGGGGGAAAGAGCAGAAGUGCAACGUGUCGUGGAUCAGCAAUGUAACACCAUAUGGGAUCCCUUUUGUCCUCAGUAGGUCUGAAGAUCAUAUAGGCACGCUGCUGUAUAUACCUCACAUGCUUUCUGUUCUAUUUUACUCACAUACAGUGUUUGCUGUCUGCAUAAUUUUUUCUCUCUGCUUUGUUCCCUGUGACACAGAAGCAGCACAGCAGCCUAUGGGAAAACACUUCUUCCUUGCAGCUAAGAAUGACCCUGCAGGGCCCUUUGCAGGCGGGUUGAGAAGAUCCUCACAUCUGUUUUCCUUGCAAGGGGCUUUUGACAGCGCUGGACUUAAGAGACCUUGAAUGUGAAGCUGUGUGACACGAGGCGUUGAGUUCAGCACAGGAGAAGAAGUUGGUCUGCCAAAGCCAAAAGACAGCCUGCAGCAGUUCCAAGUGGUGGGUGAGACAUAGCAACCCCGGGGAUCAUUGCUUAGCAACUGCAAACACACCGAGGAGUGAACCUCACUGCCUGGAUCCACAGCAGUCCUGAGAAGUCCCUGUUUCACCUGGAGAUCUCUCAUGUUUGAGAACUGAUGGGCAUCCAUUUAAUUCCUGUUCGCUUGCAAAGCCACACUGAAAGCAAGAAGAAUAAAGUCUGUGUUGAUACCUGCUCUAAAGUCGUCGGUGUAUGGCUGCUCAGCCAGAAGAAAUGGCCCAAGAUGGAGGUCUGAAGCGUCCCAAAGCUGGAGCUUUGUGUGGUGUGACUGCCUCAGAAAUGGAGAGAAAGCCAUGGGGUGCUGAGCUGCCACGUCUCAGCCGUCACGCUCCGUGGGAAGGGUGCUUUUAUGACAAGGUGCAGCAGAGGACCCUGAGUCUGCAGGAGGAGAAGGUGAGGACGAUUCGUGCACGGAAGGCGGAAGAAGAAAAGGUAACAAAGAGAGAGCCCUGUGAUGGGCUGUGCCAGGAGUGGCUCAGUAACGAGGAGGGGUCUCUGGAUGCUCGCACCUAUUUGACUGACAAACUCCUACCAACGUUAAUCCCAGGAGUGGAAAAGCUGUUAAUGGAAGUAGAAAGGAAGGACGUGCUUGCAGCAGCCGAGGAGCACGCCAGGCUGGACCCCAUUACUUUUCUUGGAGAAUAUCUGAUGAGGCAUAACCCACAGUAUGACACCUCUACCAACCCAGGGCCCUACCUGAGGGGACUGAAGGCGGCCACAGAGGAGCUAAGAAGGGAGAUCCCAGAUACGGCAUCGGAGAGGCUGGCCAGGAUGAAGUCUGAGGCAAAAACCAAGCGUAAGGAAAGAGAACAGGCAGAAAGGAUGAAGUGCCAGCAGAAAGAGAUGAGAAAAGCAGCACUGGCAACUCAGUUCAAAGAAUGGACAGCGGAUGUCAAUGGCAGAAUUCCAGUUGCAUUGAUUCAGAGUGCACUGAGGAUUUUUCUGGAUGUCUGUGCUUCUAUGCCCGUAGACACAAGAAAAGCCUAUGAGAGGAAGCUGGAAAUCACAGACAUGUGGGGGGAAAACGUAAAUGCUGAUGGAUUCAUAGAGUAUGUCCAUUCCUACACGGAGAACUUUCCAAAUGAUGCAUUCCAGGAGGUCCUGAAGCACCUCGGUCAGUGUGCUGCUGACUUCCAAGAAUCCAUCAAGCAUAAUACGUGCAGGCAGAUGUUUAUUGACCUCUUCCUACACUGUGAUCGAGGACAGGUUGGUGUCUUGGAUAGACCCCAAAUACUUGACCUGCUGGAGCAGUUCUAUGAGAGGAGCUCUGUGUGUGCCAGGAGGAGAUUCUGCAACCCCAAAGAGUGGCCAAUAGUCGAGCUGCAGGAGGUCGGUCUGGAGGAUCUGUGGGGAGGCCUUGAGGACCAGCAAGGUUAUGAGGAGCCUGGAGAAGGUUUGUUUUAUUCUCAAGCAGAGAUUUCUGAGAGAGACGUUUCAGCACGUGAAGCUGCAGCUGACGACAGGGCGGGCAGUGAUGGAAUGAGCAUAAUUGACAGAGGUCGUUUGGAACAAAUGGAUGUGAGUGAAACAGAGACUGGAGGAAUUCCUACGGAAGAAAACCAAGCAGCAGAAUCAGGUGGUGCUGAGGAUGCUGUGGCUGCAGAGGCCAUGAAGGAACCUCCCGCAGGAGAAGAGGGUUUCAGAAGGCAGCACAGCACCUGGUCUGGGCAGCAGACAAGCUCAGGGACAGCAGUGCAGGACAAGGCCCAUCUGCAGGAGCCAGCUGAAGACCUCCAUAACACCAUGGCAGGCAUUGAGAGCCGCAGUGCUCCUCGUGCUGGGAGCGCCUUCGAUGGGAGCUGCCUCAACCUGCCGCGCUUUGUUCAGCUCAUGGAGACGUUCCUCGGGGAAGGCAUGGCUCUGCCUGCCGUGGAGGGGCUCAUUGGGUUCAUCAGAGAGGAAUACAAACAGACCGAAGAGGAAAAAGUGAAACAACUAGAAAAAGCACAUCACAGCUCUCGUUUGACCCGACGGGAACUGCUUCUGGAAGCACUGUUUGAAAAGUGGGACAUCAACGCGUCUGGGUUUCUGGAGAUGAAAGAGGUGGAGGCUGCUCUGAGUGCAUUCAAGGAAGGAAUGGAAAAAGAGGCUGUGAGGAUGGCAAAGAACCACUUUUGCUCACGUUACCCUCAGCUUGGCAGAGUGGGGAAGCUAUCCCCAAAGGCAUUCCAGGCUUUCCUCGAGUUGGUGGCUUCUGAGCUCACUGGGGAUGAAGAUGAAGUCAUUGAUAACAUCGUGGAGUUUCUGACCACAAGAGUGGAACGAAGUCACACGGAGUGCUUGCAAAGCUUGGCGAGGAGGAGAUGGCUGCACAGCAUCCAGCAGGCGGCCGAGAGGAGCGGAGCACGCAUGGAGCCGGUGUACGACGCGGUGCUCAAGGCCCUCCUCAAGGAUGCAGAAGCCCACGGGGAUAACAAGAAGAUCAGUGCAUAUAUUGCCCUUUUGGAAGAAAACCAGCUCUCACCAGAGCGGGGACAGACGCUCUUACGCUAUGUGACAUGCACCACAGAUGAUGCUCCGUAUGUUCUAAACCAGAUACUCUACAGAGACAGGAAAGGAGUAAGCUUUGCAGCUGUAGAAGAGGAAAAGCCAAUCCAUGUGCCAAGAGUUCAGCUGCAUGGAAAUAUCCACUUCUGGAACCAGGACCGCCCAGCUGAGCAGAGGAGAGGCUCAUUCCUGGUACUGCCAUUGCAGGAUGCUCACUGGAGAGUCUUUGGCACCCUGGGACUUGAUACCCUUCGGGACCCGAGUGAGAAAACCAUCUUCCUGACCCACGAGAUCAGCUUCUACCAGGGAGUUUCUCAUGCAUUCAGCAAAGCCUACCACCAUGUGUGUGCACUGGGAAGUGUUCUGCAGAUGGCCCUCACUGCUCUGGACUGGUUGUAUCACAGAGUGCCCAGCAUCCACACUGUCAGUACAUACCUGGUGGAGCCUGGCAACGAUCAGACGUGUGACUAUGCUCUGCGCAGAAUGGCUACCACAGACAGUACAGGACAAAAGGAAAUCCAUACCUCUCCUGUCCUCCUCCUCAGAAAAGAGAACCUCUUCAGAGAUUACCUGUUUAAGUGCACAGACUGCUCAGAGGUCGUUCACAGUUCUGUCUGUGGAGAGCAGCACAUUGCAGUGCCUCUCCGGGACCUGUCGGGACGAGCCCUGGGGUUGUUUGAUAUCAGCAUCGGACACCACCAGGCAUUACCUCCCCACGAACGUAAGGACCUGCAGAGAAUGCUGAAGAUGGCCCAAGCUGCCUGCUCAGAGAUACUGAAGAUGCCUUCAGAGGAAACCGAAGCAAGCCGUGUCCUGGAUGCAGAACACAGGAAUGUGAGGCAUGCAGGGAUUCUCUUCCACCGGUUCAUGCUGCAGGACCUGCGUGAGCGUAUCCAGAAACUGAAUGCUGAGAGCUUUGCUGAAAUCAAGAGCUGUGAAGACCCACCAGCUCUGGUCCAUAACAUAAUGAAGGCCGUGCUGUUGCUUUUGCAUCCAGAGUGGGAGGGCACGGAGAAGACUGAGAAGUGGAAUCAGUGCAUACUGCAAUUUGACGACGAUUUAAUUCAGGAGAUGUAUUGCUUUGAUCCAACUGCUGCAUCUGUGCACGUUCCAGCAGAGAUGGUGCAGGACUGUAUCAAUGGAGCGCCUCAGGCAGCAGCGUGGCCACGGGGCUCCACCACAGCCCGGCUCCUGGAGCUCUGGGCACACACCUGCCUGUGCCUGGCCCAGCUGGCAGAGAGCAUGCAGAGCAACACGGCCCCGUCCUGCAGCGCUGCCCACAGCAACGCCUCCUGUCAGACCCCCGUCUGCUCCCCCAGCCCCAGUGUUCCCCAUAUUGGACGCCUGUUUCAUAAUUAAAUGAACCGUUUGCUUUUAUUAGUUACACACCGCGACUCAGCGCCCAUCAGGAUGGUCUGUCAGGUGCCGUUGAGAAAGGGCAGUAAAAACAUGGCAAGGAAAUCAUUUUGCUGGUAUGAGCCUAUCUACUGAGCCUUAAAAAAGCUGCUUGAGGCUUUAUUAUUAUUAUUAAAGUUCCAAAGAGAGAGACUGGGAACACUUGAUGGCAACAGCACUGAGCAGCCCCACAGCACAGCAGCUCAGGAUUCCCUCUCCUUCAGUCACGUUUCAGAAGCAGCCCUAAUUGAGGGCUGUUCAUCAGCACUGUUAGCAGUUACAGGCUGCAUCUGCGCAACGCUCCUUUUGGCAGAACGGCUUCUUUUAAUAAAACUUCGGGAAAUUAAA
Molecule: messenger RNA, 5812 nt
Organism: Gallus gallus (chicken)
Lineage: Eukaryota; Metazoa; Chordata; Aves; Galliformes; Phasianidae
Gene: EFCAB5
Product: EF-hand calcium binding domain 5
Exons: 23
Coding region: 1775-5428 (1217 amino acids)
Molecular function (GO): calcium ion binding
Source: RefSeq, a predicted model, not a curated record